Molecule: messenger RNA, 633 nt
Organism: Achroia grisella
Lineage: Eukaryota; Metazoa; Arthropoda; Insecta; Lepidoptera; Pyralidae
Exons: 3
Coding region: 84-575 (163 amino acids)
Source: RefSeq, a predicted model, not a curated record
AAUGUCUUUCGGACAAGUCAAAAUUCUAAUUUAAUUUAUUAAAUCGAUUUUUAAAAGUCAAUUAUUUACUAGGUCAAAAUAAUAUGCGAUCAUCGCGUUACUUAAAUAGACGAAAGAAGAGAGACAGGCGUAAAAUUUAUAAAGAAAUUAAGAAUAAAAAAUCUAGGAGAACUUUUAAUUUUGGGGCAUCUGAUGACAUUUCUGAGUUGGACCUUGAAAAUAUUAAUGAAAUACUUCGUGUUCAUAAAAACCAACGCGCUAAUGGAAAGGGUGUUUGGAAAGUAGUACCAAAGGACUCGUGCGAAGUAUACAGGGAGAGACAGCGGCGACAGAUAGAGAGUGAACGAAGAGAGAGAACUUCUGAAGAAGACGAAGAAGAUGCUAAUACGCGGAAAGCUAAAAGGAAAUCGCGUCGACGAAACAACUCGAAAAGAAAGGAAUUUGUAAAGAAACCGCAACAAAGACAUACGAUUAAGCGGCGAAAAAAGAGGAAUUCAUCAUUGUCAUCAUAUUCUACGGCUACUGUAUCCACGUCCACCACGUGCACUACCUUCACAGAAAUGGACUACGAUUAACCUUCUUUUACUUGUCUUGUUUCAUCUUUCAUCAAAUUACCACAAUGUUUAUUAAACA